AUGGCUUCCGGCAAAACCUUCAUCGUCGAACAUCUCGACCCCGAACUUGGCCCCUGGUCAGAACUAGAGUACAUUGCCAUUGCCAAAGAAACCCAAGAAACAAACGGUACCUUCAUUUUAUCCAGUUUACCCGCUGAAUUCAAAGUCCCCGCCGGAUUAAACGACCUCCCCGCAUUCAAGCCCGAGCAUCGCGGCGUGGAGGAGCUGUACGCCGAUACCAAGCCAAAGGUGUGUCUGCUGGACCCUGCUGCCGCAAAGGACCUGUCUCCCGAGGACGGGAAGACGUUUGAUGCGUUCCUCUUUGGCGGUAUUUUGGGUGAUGACCCGCCGCGAGAUCGAACCUCGGAGCUGAGAAAGAAGGGAUUUGAGGGAAGGAGGUUGGGUCCCAAGCAGAUGACUACUGAUACUGCUGUGCGGGUGACUCGCUUGGUUGUUCAGGAUGGCAUCGCUCUGGACAAGGUCCCAUAUGUCGACUUUCCAGAGCUAAAGUUCAAUGCUCAUGAGAGCACACAGAUGCCAUUUCGCUAUGUGACGGACAAGGAAGGCAAUCCUAUUAUGCCCCAGGGGAUGAAGGAGUUGAUACAGAAGGAUGCUGAUAAGUCUCUCGAUGACUUGAUGUAA
Messenger RNA from Pochonia chlamydosporia 170, 621 nucleotides. RefSeq lists its product as hypothetical. The coding region runs from base 1 to 621 and encodes 206 amino acids. The record is from RefSeq and is a predicted model, not a curated record. Gene Ontology annotation, biological process: peptidyl-arginine methylation. NCBI's taxonomy places the organism in Eukaryota, Fungi, Ascomycota, Sordariomycetes, Hypocreales, Clavicipitaceae. Gene Ontology annotation, molecular function: protein-arginine omega-N monomethyltransferase activity. The transcript has 5 exons.